AUGGCGACCUGGCCGUGGCCCCGACGCAUCCACCCCCUAUACGAGGAAGUCGCCGCCGAGUCGAGCGCAUGGCUCAAGUCGUUCGCACCGUUCACGCCCGAGUCGCAGCACGCAUUCGACAAACGCGGUUCUUGCGCAGAAACCUUGCGCACCAGCAUAGACCUCAUGGACCUGUUCUUCGUGAUUGACGAGUAUACGGACCAUGAGCUGGCGCCAGCCGUGAAGGAGAUGGUCGGCAUGCUCCUCGACGCGGUGCACAACCCACAGAAGCCCCGUCCGGCGGGUGAGCCUAUUCUGAGUGAGAUGAUGAGAGAGUGGUCAGAGCGCUGUCUCCCGACCGCCACCCCGGAGGCAGCCUCCCAUUUCCUCAAAUCGUUCACGGACUAUCUCGAGGCGGUUGUCGCGCAGGCCGAAGACCGAUGCAGCGGCGCUGCCCGCUCGAUCGACAGCUUCAUAAAGAUCCGCCGCGAGAACAACGGCGGCCGCCCAUCCCUCUUCCCGAGCGAGCUGCACUUGAGCAUCCCGGACGAAGUCUUCUACCACCCAUACGUCGUCGAGAUGCAGGCGUGCAUCAUCGACAUGAUCACCACAAUCAAUGACAUCCUGUCGUACAACAGAGAACAGGCUACUCAUACCGACGACUACAACCUGGUCACGGUCGUCAUGCGGGAGCUUGGCAUGGACCUCGACAGUGCCAUUGAGUGGGUCGUAGAUUUCCAUCACGGCAUCGCAGCUCGGUUCAUCGAGGGACUUGAGCACCUUCCCUCCUUUGGGCCCGGGGUCGACGCGCAGCUCCAGGAAUACCUGCAGAACAUAGCCAACUGGCCGCGCUGCGUGGACAGCUGGAGCUUCGAGGCGGGGAGGUACUUUGGGGAGCGAGGUGUAGAGUACCAGAGGACGCGCCAGGUGCCUCUUCUACCAAAGAGUAAGCGAGACGUGCUAUACCAUCGCGAAGAGGUCCAGGUCCACCUCAUAGAGUACCUUGCCCAGCCGACCCCAGCAUAG
Molecule: messenger RNA, 1005 nt
Organism: Trametes versicolor FP-101664 SS1
Lineage: Eukaryota; Fungi; Basidiomycota; Agaricomycetes; Polyporales; Polyporaceae
Product: terpenoid synthase
Exons: 4
Coding region: 1-1005 (334 amino acids)
Source: RefSeq, a predicted model, not a curated record